UUCAACACAGAACAGUCACACAGUGAAAACUAUUAGGAAAAGUCUCUGCAUCCUGAACAACCAAAGCGUAACAGGAGCAGAAAUCAUGAAAAUCAUUCUUAUCUUUCUAUUCACUGCCCCACUCACUCUCUCAGCUAGAGCUGAGAAGGACUUUUCUGCCCUUGAUUCGGCCGCAUCUCCUGAGACAAAAUCAAGAUUUGCCAUGCUAGAUGAUGUACGAAUCUUAGCCAACGGACUCCUCCAGCUUGGGCACGGUCUUAAGGACUUUGUGCAUAAGACAAAGGGGCAGAUGAAUGACAUUUUUCAAAAACUUUACAUUUUUGAUAAGUCCUUUUAUGAGCUCUCACUGCAAACCAGUGAAAUCAAAGAAGAAGAAGAACUACUCCGACAAACUACUGCCAGACUGCAAAUCAACAACGAAGAGAUAAAGAAUCUCUCGCAGGAGAUGAAUUUGAAGAUUGAAGACCUCAUACAAAACAAAAUCCAGCUGCAGGAGAAGGUGUGGGGACUGGAGGACAAAGUCACUAAGCUGGCCAUUACCCAGCCUACAGUGCAAGAGACAAAUGAAAUUUCUUCACUCAAAGCUUUUGUGGAGCGGCAGGACAACCACAUCAAGCAGCUUCUGAAAAUCGUGGAGGACCAGCAUGCACAGCUCGACAAACAGCACAACCAAAUCAUGGAGCUGGAGGACAAGCUGAACCACAUAGAGCUCCAGGAACUCGCAGAGAAUUCCUUCACUGGGGAGCACACAGAACCAGAGACCACCCCCUUUUUUGUGCACAACUCCACAGCUGUAACAUACAAAUAUGAAGGUGCUGCUCCUGACUGCACUGCUCUCUACAACAGCGGCAUACAGACCAGUGGCACUUACACUAUUAAGCCCAAUGGCUCAGAAGCUUUCGAUGUCUACUGUGAAACAAAAUUCGGCACUUCCUGGACCGUAAUCCAGAACAGAGUGGACGGAUCACUAGAUUUUAACCAAACCUGGGACGCCUAUGCCAAGGGGUUUGGUGAUCUCAAUGAGGAAUUCUGGCUCGGCCUGAACAAGACCUAUGCCAUUACUCAACAAGGGGACUACAUCUUACGGAUCGAGCUGCAGGACUGGAAAGAUAAUAAACGUUACAUCGAGUAUGCAUUCGACCUGGGAGGCCCGGAGACAGACUACACACUUCAGCUUUCACGGAUCUCUGGGAGCAUCCCCAACGCGCUGCCCGAGCAGAUGGAGCUGCGGUUCUCAACUGCAGACCAUGACAUGGCUGCAAUAAACAACUUCAACUGCCCAGAAAACUAUCUAGGAGGCUGGUGGCACAGCGAGUGCGAGGAAACCAAUCUUAACGGGAAAUACGUCGCUCCAAGAUCAAAAGGAAGACUAGACAGAAGAAAAGGCUUAUACUGGAAGCCUAAGAAAGGAAGAUACUACUUGCUCAAAUCAACCAAAAUAAUGAUACACCCAACAGAUCUAAAAAGCUUUGACUGAAUGCUUAACCUGACGCAUGUGAAUUCAGAACAUAUACACUGAACACUGCUACAUCAGAGAAAUUCAUGUUAUGUUUAGUAACAGAUGCAUAUCCAAAUCCAUACACUGUAUGGUGUAUUCUCCAAUGACACAAAGCCUGAGGCAUGUGUGAUGGCCUUACCAUACGGUUGGUGAGUAUUCUCCUUCCCCCUAGCCCAAAUGUCAACCUGCUAUAAGUUAAGUAGGGUUUUACCUCCCCAGGAUCAAACCCUAGUGCCUAGGAAUCGGCUGCCUGUUCACGUAUUAGAUAAUAUUGCUUGGGGGAAAGGGUUUUCAGGCUGUUGCAUUUGUCUCUGGGUUGUGUAGGGGGGAACAGGAAAAGUGUUUCAGCAAAUAUAAAGGGCUGGCAAAAUGCUACAGAAGACAUUUAGGUGUUAAUUUGUAGGAAAAAUAAGAAAUUCUGUUUCAUAAAG
Oxyura jamaicensis (ruddy duck) is the source of this 1929-nucleotide messenger RNA. RefSeq names its product angiopoietin like 3 (gene ANGPTL3). Bases 86 to 1477 code for a protein of 463 amino acids. The transcript is spliced from 7 exons. Gene Ontology annotation, biological process: phospholipid catabolic process; cholesterol homeostasis; triglyceride homeostasis. The record is from RefSeq and is a predicted model, not a curated record. NCBI's taxonomy places the organism in Eukaryota, Metazoa, Chordata, Aves, Anseriformes, Anatidae.